Leptinotarsa decemlineata (Colorado potato beetle) is the source of this 1581-nucleotide messenger RNA. It is a transcript of the gene Mppe, whose product is annotated as Metallophosphoesterase. Gene Ontology annotation, molecular function: hydrolase activity. Lineage: Eukaryota; Metazoa; Arthropoda; Insecta; Coleoptera; Chrysomelidae. Gene Ontology annotation, biological process: GPI anchor biosynthetic process. The record is from RefSeq and is a predicted model, not a curated record. Gene Ontology annotation, cellular component: endoplasmic reticulum.
CUUUCAUAACCCAAAAAAAGUUAUUGAAUUUCGACAGCUCUCAGACUCCAAUACCCAGACCCCAGAUGUAAACAAAAUCCAAUUUGAAUUAAUUAAAAACAAUAUCAAAUAUGAGAUAUGAAUGAUGGAAAUUCAAACAUCUUUACAAUUCCAUAUGGAAGUUGGAAAUUAGGGAAGCUACAUUUUUACCUAUUAGCUAUGAUAUAGAUUUCGCUAUGCAUUUUUUUAGACCAUGUUUCAAAAGGAGGCUUCUACAUAUUCCAUUGAUUCUUGUGAUAUUAUGUGUUUCCCACCAUGAAAUAUUUUCUUAUUACUUAAAUACUCGAAACUGGCCCUCUCUACGAUGUGAUAACAAAAACGAAUGUACAAGAAUUUUGUUGGUUGCUGAUCCCCAAAUCAUCGGAAACAAUGAAGAAAAGUAUCAUUUCAUAACACCCUUUUCAAUUUUUGACAGUGACAGGUUCGUACAAAAAACUUACAACCAUGCCUUCAACUUUGUUCAACCGGAUUUGGUUAUAUUUUUGGGUGAUUUGAUGGAUGAGGCUCAUAAGGCUACCGAUGAAGAAUUCAGUAACUAUGUUAGGAGGCUGUUCAAUAUAUUUUUGAGUGGAGGAAGUCCGUCGAAUGUUAGGCAUAUUUGGCUACCCGGAGAUAACGAUAUUGGUGGCGAGGACUCAUUGGUAACGAAAAACAAAAUAAAAAGAUUUGACAGAGCGUUUUCACAACCAAGCCUCAUCAACUUCAAGAAUAUAACGUUCUUCAAAAUCAACAGACUAAUUUCCGACAUACCUGUAUACAAGGAGAAGAGGGAAUUUUACAAUACCGACGAAAUAUUUGUUGGAUUGAGUCAUGUGCCAUUAAUGUUCAAACCUUCAAUCUUCGUUGAUAAGGUGAUCGAAAAGAUGAUGCCGCAUCUGUUGUUCACCGCUCAUGAACACAAAUCGAUGAUAAUCAGCACCGAUGCUCUGCUUCGUCAGGAUUUUCAAAUCGUGCCCGUCACGCCAAAAGACCAGCAGAUUUUCGAGUUUACCCUCGGAAUGACGGACAUGUACGAGAUAUUGAUUCCCACCUCUUCAUACAGGAUGGGCACCGACAAAGUUGGGUAUGGUUAUGCCAUAAUUGAAAAUAAUGUUUUGCGAUUCACUGUGCUGUGGUCUCCGUCCCGUUUUACUCAACUCAAAUGUUAUUUUUACCUCAUUUUAGUGAUUUUUUUAUUUAUAAUUUUAUAUAAGUGCUUCAUCUGUCCAAAGUACUCAAGAAUAGUACGAAUAGUGAAAGGUCCAUAAGAAACAAACUAGAGAAUACAAAGUUUUUUUCAAAAAACAUUCAAGUUGCUUGAAGAAAAUCUGAUUGGUCUGUCCCCAUGAUCGUCGUUUCGACCUCAAUAGACCUCUUCAUAGGUCAUUGACCUCUUUGAUGACCGGGCGAUUUUCUUCGAGAGAUAAUAAAAUGUUUUCUGGAAAAAAUGGAACCCUAGCCUUAUCAUAUUUUUAUAUUUUGUCUUUAAUUAUGUCACGUGCAAUAUGAAUAGUACAAAAAUUAUAAUACCAUAUUUUUGAAAAUAAAUAUAUUUAUAAGUCA